Messenger RNA from Peromyscus californicus insignis, 3271 nucleotides. Its product is annotated as MFS-type transporter SLC18B1-like. Gene Ontology annotation, molecular function: transmembrane transporter activity. The record is from RefSeq and is a predicted model, not a curated record. NCBI's taxonomy places the organism in Eukaryota, Metazoa, Chordata, Mammalia, Rodentia, Cricetidae. The transcript is spliced from 14 exons. The coding region runs from base 587 to 1816 and encodes 409 amino acids. Gene Ontology annotation, biological process: transmembrane transport.
UUUCUGCAGGUGUUACACAGUUUUGUUCACUUCCGUUUCUUUAGUGUCUGUCCUUCAGCGAUCACACACACUGCCAUUUCCACCCUUUAGGCACGAGCCUAGGUUUCUCUAAAGAGCACAAGAUCUGAUGUUCUCCUUUAUAUUCGGAACCCAGCAGCUGAGUCAGCGAUCGGCACGGGCGGGGACCCCAGCUCCGCCCCUGCCCGCCCUCGCGCCCUUGGGUCCCCGGCUCCUGGGAUCUGGAAGGAUUUCACGCAGCCGGCGUGGAUCUCCUCCUCUGGACCGGGAAUGUGGAGUCCAGGCCCCGUAGAGCGUCCGCUGUCUGCGCAUCCAGUCCGCGGCGGUUGAACCCCGAGUCGCCGGCGAACCGAAGCAGCGGCUCAUGGACACAGCGGAGUCCCGGGCUCCUGCGGGGACAGGAGGUGACUGUGAUCCGCGCAGUCGCGCGCUGCCGCUCGCUUCUGGCCUGUCUCUUUAACUAGGAUCCAAUGGCUCUGGAGGAAGUCCAGGAGAGACAUCGAGGAGACUUUCAAGAGAACAGCUUUGUGUACUGGUGUCGGCAGCUUCCUUAAACUUGGGUUGCACGAUGGCCUAUUCCAUCCUUGGACCGUUUUUCCCCAAGGAGGCAGAAAAGAAGGGGGCCAGCAACGCCAUGAUUGGGAUGAUCUUCGGAUGCUAUGCUUUAUUUGAGUUGGUGGCAUCUUUAGUGUUUGGAAAAUAUCUUGUACAAAUUGGAGCCAAAUUUAUGUUUAUAGCAGGAAUGUUUAUCUCAGGAGGAGUUACAAUUCUCUUUGGUGUCUUGGACCAACUUCCAGACGGACUCAUAUUUAUUGUCAUGUGUUUUCUGAUGAGAAUAGUAGAUGCCAUAGGCUUUGGUGCAGCAAUAACAGCAUCGUCUUCUAUCCUCGCAAAGGCCUUCCCAAAUAAUGUGGCUACUGUGUUGGGAGGCCUUGAGGUUUUUUCUGGACUGGGGCUGAUAGUAGGUCCCCCUUUAGGUGGCUUUUUGUAUCAGUCCUUUGGCUAUAAGGUGCCUUUUAUUCUUCUGGGGUGCAUAGUUCUACUGAUGAUACCACUCAACCUAUGUAUUUUGCCCAGUUAUGAGUCGGAGCCAGGUGAACACUCCUUCUGGAAACUUGUCUCGUUACCCAAGGUCGUUCUCAUAUCCUUCAUCAUCAUCUCCUUCAGCUCCGGCUUCGGUUUCCUUGAUCCCAUCCUCUCUCUCUUCGUCUUGGAGAAGUUCAAUUUGCCAGCUGGAUACGUGGGACUGGUCUUCCUGGGUCUAGAUCUGUCCUACACCAUUUCAUCACCGCUGCUUGGUCUCCUCAGUGAUAGGAUGCCUAAUCUCAGGAAAUGGUUUCUGAUUUUUGGAAACUUAAUCACAGCUGGGUGCUACAUGCUCUUAGGACCUGUCCCCAUUUUGCACAUUAAAAGUCAGCUCUGGCUCAUGGUGCUGGUGUUAGUCGUACAUGGCGUCUCUGCUGGAAUGAGUAUCAUCCCAACUUUCCCAGAGUUACUCAGUUGUGCACAUGAAAAUGGGUUUGAAGAGGGAAUAAGUACGCUGGGACUCGUAUCUGGUCUUACUGGCGCUGUGUGGUCAGUUGGUGCUUUCAUGGGACCAGUGCUGGGCGGAUUUCUGUAUGAGAAAAUUGGUUUCGAGUGGGCAGCAGCUAUACAAGGCCUAUGGGCUCUGAUAAGUGGACUUGCGAUGGGCUUAUUUUAUCUCUGGGAGCACUCAAAGGCAAGAAGAAGAUCUAAAGCUCAGAGCAUCACUGGCACAGAGGGGGAACAAGCUGAUCUCUUAUCCUGUGAAACCUAGGCUCGCAAGCUUUGGAUUGGUGCAGACAGGUGCCUCGAGCUGUGACAGCAGCAGAGGUCCAUGCUGCCUGGACUCGAACCCUGGAAGUGUCAAGCUGCUUUUCGACGAUCCUGCACCGGGCUGCACUUACUGUAGUUCGGAACAUCUAUGAGAAAGGGAAAACCAGCAGAAGCUGGUGUUUCUAAAUGACCCGCCUUGCCCCUCAGGGUACUGACUCUCUUUGUCUUUCUUAUUCCUGUGUUCGCUUUUCAUUCUAAGUUCAUCAGUUCUCCAAAUGUACCUCUUAAAAUUAAUAUGUGAAGAAAUGAAACUACUUCAUACACAUUGAACAUAUACAAUAGAAUGAAUAAUUUUGUGAAAUCAGUGUUGAAAAAUGUGCUUUCUCAGCACUGAGAUUUUUAUACCCAUUAAAAAGGCAAAAUUCGCCAGGCGGUGGUGGCACACGCCUUUAAUCCCAGCACUCGGGAGGCAGAGGCAGGCGGAUCUCCGUAAGUUCGAGGCCAGCCUGGGCUACCAAGUGAGUUCUAGGACAGGCGCAAAGCUACACAGAGAAACCCUGUCUCGAAAAACCAAAAAAAAAAAAAAAAAAAAAAAAAGGCAAAAUUCCUGCCUGCCACAUAAAAACUCCAGAGUGUUCCUUUGCUUUCAGGUUUUCUAAAAAUGUUUCUGUGGAAGAUGCAAAAGAAAAAUUAAUAAUGAUACAUAUAAUUUUCAUUUUGUGACAUUUUCAGUUAUGAUUUGUAUUUAUCAUUAUUUGGCAUAAUAUUAUUCAUUUCCAAUCUCAAUAUCUCUUUGUUUUAGUCCCACAAUUUAUGUUUGUUUAUUGUGUUUAGUACUUUUCAUACUCUUGGAAGAUGGGUUCCAUCGGGGAUACUCCUCUAGCUUCAUGUAAAAUCCUUGCUGUGGCCUGAAGUGAGAACGUCAACUUUGUACCUCCUGAUUGAUUUUCUUAUUGUAGUAGUUACAUUUCUUUUCUAAUAGAAUAAACGAUUUUGUCUAGCUACCCAUUGUAUUCAUUCAAAACACUCUUUUAAAACAAGGUCUCAAAUAUCCCAGGCUGGCCUGAAAGCCACUGUAUAGCUAAGGACAACUUUGAACUCCUGAUCUGCCUGCCUCUUUUGUCCCAGGUGCUGGGAUUAAUAUGCAUGCAUCACCACACAGAGUACUGAGUAUUGAACUCAGGUCCUUGAGCAUGCUGAACUAUGUCACUAAUCCUUCAAAUGCCCUUUGAAUUCUUUUCAGGAUCAACCCUGCAUAGAUAGGUACCAGGGACAUAAUCUAUGCCUUUAUGCAACAUACACCAGUAGAAAGGGAAAACAGUACAUAAAUACCAGGAUUUAUUUCUUGUAAUAAUGCUCAAUAAAAAACAAAUCAUGGUAUAAGAGAGCAACUGCCUGGUAUUGAUUACGUGUGGGGACUAAUUUGCACAAGCCCUCUCCAUGGAAGUGAUACCUC